Messenger RNA from Schizosaccharomyces cryophilus OY26, 6271 nucleotides. Its product is annotated as 1,3-beta-glucan synthase catalytic subunit Bgs1. Gene Ontology annotation, molecular function: 1,3-beta-D-glucan synthase activity. The record is from RefSeq and is a predicted model, not a curated record. NCBI's taxonomy places the organism in Eukaryota, Fungi, Ascomycota, Schizosaccharomycetes, Schizosaccharomycetales, Schizosaccharomycetaceae. The coding region runs from base 911 to 6103 and encodes 1730 amino acids. The transcript has a single exon. Gene Ontology annotation, biological process: fungal-type cell wall polysaccharide biosynthetic process; (1->3)-beta-D-glucan biosynthetic process. Gene Ontology annotation, cellular component: plasma membrane; 1,3-beta-D-glucan synthase complex.
CUAGGAAUUUGGUAUCUGUUGGCAAGAAACAUUGAUUUGUUGAUUUCUUGUUAGUCCGACCAUUUAAAAAAGGACUUCAAGUCAUCUAUAGAAUUGUUAUUGCUCAACAUCCGGUCCUUGCUUCUUUUUCGACUUUUUGUAUUUUAGAAAGUGAUUUUGGUCCGUGUAUCGUCUAUUUAGGGAAUAGAUAGCAUUCGGUAUAUCUAUCUUGUAUUUAUACAGAUAGUUUUUAUCUUUUCCUUAGGUGAGGUAUCACGGUUUCUCUUUCUCCGGCAUAGAGAAGAAAAAUUUGACGGACCCGCGUUCAUUCCCUUCGUAUAGCUUAUUCAUUAUUGUUACGGCUUGAAGUGAUUUACGGAUUUCUUUCUUUUCUGAGUUCGUUCUUUUCUAUUUAUCCCAGACACUAUCUUUUUUCUAUUUUUCUUUCCUUUGUACACUUCGAGUACGGCAUAUGCUGAAAACCUUCCUUUUUUAAGAAGAACUGCUCAACACUUGCAAAGGUUUUUAUUGCAUAAAAGCAUCUAUCUUUUUAUUUUGCAUCUAAAUCAGCAUCGAAAGUUAAAGAUAAAUCUUGCAUUUCGGCAUCGUCUACGAUACUUUUGUAAUUUAUUUAUCAUAUUCUAGCUUAUCCACUUUUUUUCUUUUUUUCAAUCGUAUAAUUGUUCUUGGCCAUUUGAGGACGUUUCCUGAUCUUUUUGGCUUCUGACAUUUCGUGCGGUGUAUGUUCAGAGCUAAUUUCUAGGUGAACAAGUACGCCCAUACUUACGUUUCUCUACAGUUUUCUCUCUUUUUUAUUCGAUUAACGGUCUUUCGUUAUCAUUCCUUUCCUUCUUUUGUGCAUCUUUUAUCAUUUUUCAUUUUAUAAACUUUUGCUUUUUCUGGUAUAUCCAUUUUACUUGAUUUUCAUAAAAUGGAUCAGUAUUGGCGAGAGCAAGAAGGCCGCGGCCUUUUUGAAGACGAUGCUACGAGUUACACGUCUGAAAAUGAUUCCAUGAACUCAUUGCAACGCUUGAUUUAUGAUGAUCCAUCUGUUCAUGAUGACCUUCAGUCUGAUUAUGAUAGUAGCUCCUUUAAUGUCGACGCUAGUCCUGUCGCUUACCCUUCAUGGAACCAAGCUGCUGAAGAACCCCCGGUAACUAUGGAGGGUGUUCAGGAAAUACUACUUGACCUUACAAAUAAACUUGGAUUUCAAAAGGAUAAUAUGCGUAACAUAUUUGAUUAUAUCAUGGUUCUACUCGAUUCUCGUGCCUCUCGUAUGUCUCCUUCCCAAGCACUCCUUACUCUUCACGCAGAUGUUAUUGGUGGUACUUACGCCAAUUUUGCAAAGUGGUAUUUUGCUUCACAUUUUAAUGAUGGCCAUGCCAUUGGGUUCCAUGAUAUGUCAUCACCGAUCGUAGAAAAAAUGACAUUAAAAGAGGCAGAACAAGCCUGGAGAGAUCAAAUGGCUAGCUUUUCUCCUCAUCGAAUGAUGGUCCAACUGUGCCUUUACUUUUUGUGCUGGGGUGAGGCUAAUAACGUUCGUUUUAUGCCUGAAUGUCUUUGCUUCAUCUUUAAAUGCGCCUACGACUAUUAUAUUUCAUCUGAAGCUCGAGACUUGGAUUCGGCUUUACCGAAAGAAUUUUUUUUGGAUUCUGUAAUCUCUCCUAUAUAUCGGUUCUUCCAUGCUCAGCUCUUUGAAAUCCUGGAUGGUAAAUAUGUUCGCCGCGAACGAGAUCACGCUAACAAUAUUGGUUACGAUGACAUUAACCAAUUCUUUUGGUCUUAUAAAGGCCUUGAAGAAAUAAAAUGUACUGAUAAAACUCCUUUGUUAGAUCUACCUCCUUUUAUGCGUUACCGCCAUUUAGGUAAUGUUGAAUGGAAAUCUUGUUUUUACAAGACAUACUACGAAUAUCGAUCAUGGUUUCAUAAUAUCACCAACUUUUCUCGAAUCUGGGUUAUGCACAUUUCUGCGUAUUGGUAUUAUUCUGCUUAUAAUUCCGCCAACUUGUACACUUCACAUUUUCAUAUACGAAUGAAUAAUAAGCCUCCGGCAGCUUGUCGCUGGACUGCAUGUGGCUUAGCAGGUGCAAUUGCUACUUUUAUUACUCUUCUCGCCGUUAGCUUUGAGUAUCUUCAUGUCCCAAGACGCUAUCAUUGUGCUAGACCUUUAUGGCCUAGUUUUCUGAUGCUUCUAACUGCUCUGUUACUCAAUAUAGCACCUACUAUUUUUAUUUUUGCUUCAACGGACCAUCAACAGACUUAUGUUUCUCGUUUAGUGGUUGGUAUCGUACAUUUCUUUUUUUCAUUGGUAUGUGUGGUUUACUUUGCUGUCACGCCAUUAAGAAAUCUUGUAGGAUUUACCACAAAAAGCUCUGGUCACGAUUUAGCUAAUCGAUAUUUUACUUCUAAUUUUACCUCAACCUCUAAGGGUGGUGCUUUCAUUUCAUGGUGCUUAUGGAUUACGGUUCUUGUUGCUAAGUAUCUUGAGUCUUACUUUUUUCUUGCACUCAACCUUUCGGAUUCCAUUCGCUUCUUAGGUGCUAUGCGUCCUUACGAUUGCGGUGAUUAUAUUUUAGGUUCUGGCCUAUGCAAGGCUCAACCAAAAAUUCUUCUUAGUUUGCUGUAUCUUACUGAUCUGUCAUUGUUCUUUCUGGAUACUUACCUAUGGUAUAUUUUAAUUAGUACCAUUUACUCCUUAGGUUACGCUUUCUACUUGGGAAUUAGUGUGUGGACUCCUUGGCGUGAGCUUUUUUACCGUGUUCCUAGAAGAAUUUAUACCAAGCUUCUCUAUACUAAUGAUAUGGAAAUUGCCUUUAAACCCAAGGUAUUGAUUUCUCAGGUUUGGAAUGCUAUAAUCAUCUCCAUGUAUAGAGAACACCUUAUUUCUAGGGACCAAAUUCAGGAGUUGCUGUAUCAUCAAGUCCCUUCUGAGAAGGCUGGAUAUCAUACGCUUCGUGCGCCAAAUUUCUUUUACUCCCAGCAAGUGAAGCACUAUAGACAGGAUCUUUUUCCUGCUAAUUCUGAGGCUGCUAGGAGAAUUUCAUUUUUUGCUCAAUCACUGGCUGAGUCAAUUCCAAAGCAUUGUUCUGUGGAUGCUAUGCCUACGUUUACAGUCUUAGUACCUCAUUAUUCAGAAAAAAUUUUGCUGUCUUUACGUGAAAUAAUUCGUGAAGAAGACCAGCUUUCUCGUGUAACUCUUUUGGAGUACUUAAAGCAAUUAUAUCCAAUUGAAUGGAAAAACUUUGUUGAUGACACGAAGCUGCUAGCCGAUGAAAAUGAUUCAGUGGACUCAACCAUAGAUGGUGAAAAGAAUGACCUGCAGGCUAAGGCUUAUGAUCUUCCAUUUUACUGCAUUGGUUUUAAAUCUGCUACACCGGAGUACACUUUGCGAACAAGAAUUUGGGCAUCUUUGCGUACUCAAACGCUUUAUCGUACAAUCAAUGGAUUUAGUAACUACAGUAGAGCAAUUAAGCUCUUAUACCGUACUGAAUGCCCUGAACUCGUUGAAUGGACAAACGGUGAUCCAGCUCGAUUAGACGAAGAAUUGGACGUGAUGGCUAACAGAAAAUUCCGUUUUUGUGUUUCCAUGCAACGUUAUGCUAAGUUCACUAAAGAAGAAGCUGAAAAUGCAGAAUUUCUUCUCAGAGCGUACCCUGAUCUUCAAAUUGCUUACAUGGAUGAAGAUCCACCUACUCGUCCAGCUGAAGAAAGAGGAAUUUACUCUGUACUGAUUGACGGCCACUGUCCUAUAAUGGAGAAUGGUAAGCGACGCCCUAAAUAUCGUAUACGUCUAUCUGGUAAUCCAAUUCUCGGUGAUGGUAAAUCUGAUAACCAAAAUAUGUCAAUUCCUUACAUUCGCGGUGAAUAUGUUCAAAUGGUUGAUGCAAACCAGGAUAAUUAUUUGGAAGAAUGUCUUAAAAUUAGAAAUAUUCUCGCGGAAUUUGAGCAAUUUACCCCUCCUAUGCAUAAUCCUUAUUCUGUGAAUGCAAAGUCCACGUCUAAUCAUCCAGUUGCUAUUCUUGGUGCUCGAGAAUAUAUUUUUUCCGAAAAUACUGGUAUGCUCGGUGAUGUCGCCGCAGCCAAAGAACAGACUUUUGGUACUAUGUUUGCUCGUAUUUUAUCUGUAAUUGGUGGCAAGUUGCAUUAUGGCCAUCCUGAUUUUAUCAAUGUUUUGUUUAUGACGACCCGUGGUGGUGUAUCUAAAGCUCAAAAAGGUUUGCAUGUCAACGAAGAUAUUUAUGCUGGUAUGACCGCUUUACAGAGGGGUGGUAGAAUCAAGCACUGUGAUUAUUAUCAGUGUGGUAAAGGUCGUGACCUUGGUUUUGGCUCGAUUCUCAACUUUACUACGAAAAUUGGUACUGGUAUGGCUGAACAAAUGCUUUCCCGUGAAUAUUUUCAUCUAGGUACUCAAUUACCUUUCGACAGAUUUUUAUCGUUCUUCUAUGCCCAUGCUGGUUUCCAUGUUAAUAACAUGGUCAUUAUGUUUUCGUUGCAAUUGCUUAUGCUGGUCAUUAUUAACCUCGGUGCGAUGUUUAGUGUGGUACCUGUUUGUAAAUAUCGCCAAUUUAAUCCGGUUACUGCUCCUCUUAGUCCUCAGGGUUGUUACCAACUUCAACCAGUUUUAGAAUGGCUUAAACGUUGUAUUUUGUCAAUUUUCAUUGUCUUUGGUAUUGCGUUCGUCCCCUUAGCUGUUUGCGAGUUGAAUGAACGUGGUGCCAUCAGAAUGGUAAUCCGUGUAUCUAAACAAAUUUUCUCUUUAUCACCCAUCUUUGAAAUCUUUACUUGUCAGAUUUAUGCUCAAAGUCUGAUUGCUAACUUGUCAUUUGGUGGUGCUCGGUACAUUGGUACCAGUAGAGGAUUUGCUACUGUUCGUGUACCAUUCGCCUUGUUAUAUUCUCGUUUUAGUGGACCUUCACUGUACUUUGGUUCUAGACUUAUGUUUAUGCUACUUUACGGAUCUAUCACAGCUUGGUUGCCUCAUUAUAUCUAUUUCUGGAUUACUUUGGUUGCUCUUUGUGUUAGUCCAUUCUUGUAUAACCCUCAUCAAUUUGCCUGGACUGAUUUCUUUGUUGAUUAUAGAGAAUUUAUUAGAUGGAUUUUCCGUGAGAAUUCUCGCAACCAUUCCAAUUCUUGGAUUGGAAAUUGCCAGCUUACACGAACUCGCGUUACUGGAUAUAAGCGUAAAAUAUAUGGAAAGAAAGCCGACAAAAUUUCUAUGGACUCUCCUCGUGCUCGCAUUACGACAAUGUUUUAUGGUGAAAUUCUAGGUCCUUUAGGUACCGUGUUUUUCACUUGCAUUCCAUUUUUGUUUGCCAAUUCUCAGCCGGGCAAUGAUAAUGAAUCUGAAAGGACUAAUGCUUUCAUUCGGUUGAUUAUUAUGUCUUGUGUUCCUCUUGUCCUUAGUGCUGGUAUCGCUCUUCUCUUCUUCUGUCUUGGUAUUAUCUUACGCCCAGUGGUUGGUGGUAAAGCGAGAAAGGUUGGAAUUUACAUGGCUGGAGCUGCGCAUAUCCUGUUUGUAUUUAUAGAUAUUGUUGUUUUUGAGGUUCUUGGUUACUUAGAAGGAUGGACUUUUAGUACGACAUUGCUUGGGUUCAUUGCUAUUACCUCCAUUCAUCGCUUUGCCCACAAAAUCCUAAUAAUUUGCUUCUUAUCUAGAGAAUUCCGUCAUGAUGGUGCUAAUUUAGCGUGGUGGUCAGGUUUAUGGAAUGGACAAGGUUUCGGAUACAUGGUGCUGACUCAGCCUUGGAGAGAAUUCAUAUGUAAGACUACUGAAAUUAACAUGUUUGCUGGAGACUUUCUUCUCAGCCAUCUGUUACUCUUUCUUCAGUGUCCCAUCAUUUUAAUUCCAUAUAUUGAUAAACUCCAUUCAAUCAUUUUGUUCUGGCUUCGUCCCAGCAGGCAAAUUCGUCCUCCUGUUUACACCAUCAGACAAAGCAAGUUACGCCGACAGAUCGUGCUCCGCUAUGCCACUCUGUACUUUACUUUAUUUGCUAUAUUUUUCCUUCUCCUAAUUUUACCUUUCGUGUUUGGCAAGUCUGACGCAGGAAAUUCGUUUGAUAAGUUUAAUAUGAUUCAGCCAGCCAUUCAUAAGCACCGAUCUCUUACCAAGAAUUCUUCAGUUUAAACAUUUUCUCUUUUAUUUUCUUCUCUUCCUCAUUGGGAUGUUGUAUCUGGAUACAAUGGUUAUAAAAAGAUCUGUACAGAUUUAUUCUAUUAAUUUUACAAUUUAAUAAUAUAAAGUUAGUUCAUAUUAUGAAUGAGCAAGAGGUGUUGGGGAUGUUAAUUAACUGCC